Megalobrama amblycephala (Wuchang bream) is the source of this 1236-nucleotide messenger RNA. RefSeq names its product B-cell receptor CD22-like. The record is from RefSeq and is a predicted model, not a curated record. The coding region runs from base 172 to 612 and encodes 146 amino acids. NCBI's taxonomy places the organism in Eukaryota, Metazoa, Chordata, Actinopteri, Cypriniformes, Xenocyprididae. The transcript is spliced from 5 exons.
AGUGAUUCAAACCCUCCUGCAGAAAUCAGCUGGUUUAAAGGAGGAACGUUUGUAGGAUCUGGAAGAAUCUACAGCAUCUCAAACAUCAGAUCUGAUGACAGUGGAGAAUACAAGUGCAGAUCCAGAAAUAAACAUGGAGAGAAAUACUCUGAUGCUGUGACUUUAAACGUCAUGUACCCUUCCAGGAAAGUAUCUGUGUCCAUAUGUCAGUCUGGUCAGAUUUGGGAGGGAGAUUCAGUGACUCUGAUCUGCAGCAGUGAUUCAAACCCUCCUGCUCUGAACUUCAGCUGGUUUAAAGGAGGAACGUUUGUAGGAUCUGGAAGAAUCUACAGCAUCUCAAAGAUCAGUUCUGAUGACAGUGGAGAAUACAAGUGCAAGUCCAGAAAUAAACAUGGAGAGAAAUACUCUGAUAAUGUGACUUUAAACGUCAUGUCAGAAAGAUCUGUCUCGUGGUCUGCAGCGAUUGGUAUUGGUUUUGGUGUUGGUGUUGGACUCUGUGGAGCAUCUGCUGCUCUCAUUGUUUUGUAUAUUCGUCAUACAAAAAGGAUGAAAAGAUCUGCUGUAAGAUUUUCUCAGAUUGUGGAUCCCAGUGCUGAUGUAUAUAUAGAGUAAGGCUGGCUUGAUUUCCUGACAGAUCUGAAUUCAUCAACUUUUACAGGAAUAGACACCAUGCAUUAAAACUAUACAUCUGCAAACAUGUAUGCAUAAUCUACUCUGCUCACCCAUUCCUGAGCCCCUCUUUCCCUUCUCUUUCUCCACCAGGCUCAGGUCACUAAAAGUUUACUAAUCGUGACUGCCACAAAUAAUGUAUCUCGUGAAUUCAUUGCUUUUCCUUUAGUGUUUGGUAUCAUUUAACUCUCUUAAAGUCUGUUCGUCUGUUACACUUGUCCUUUUUAUUGUUCAGUUUUUAUAUCUAAAAAGUCACGUUUGAACCAACCACUCAUUUCUAUUAAAUAAAAAAAUAUGAAAGCAGCCAAAAAUGACCAGCAGCCAAUAGUUUUAAAUGUCUCAGUACGAUUGGUCAAAUGGUCUCAAUUUCACAGCAUAUAUAUUACCAUAUAUUAUGUGAUCCUACCCAGCCAAAAAUACCAAGUUCUGUCAUGAAACUCUAGAUGUCGUAGGCUGAUGUGUCCUUAACACAACCUGAUGAUAUUUAUACAUUAAAGGUGCUAAAGAGGAUGUUUUCGUCGACUGAGAAACCAAAGACUGUUAGUGAGUUUUUUAAAUGAGCGCAUG